AUGUGGCGGAGAGCCUAUCUUUUCUUGGUUCUUGUCCGGCUAUGGUUUGCGCUUUCGCCAAGCUAUCUACACCCUGACGAGAACUUCCAGGGGCCGGAGGUUAUUGCGGGGCAAAUAUUUAGUUAUCCUGUCCGACUUACCUGGGAGUUCACUACCGACCAUCCGAUCAGAAGCGUUUUCCCACUAUGGCCCGUAUACGGUCUACCGAUGCUUCUGCUGAGGUGGUUAUGGAUAGGGAACGGCAACGACGGCGAGAUCCCACCUAUCGCGGUGUUCUGGACCUUGCGGGUGCUCAUGUUCAUCAUCAGCUUUGUCCUUGAGGACUGGGCUAUCCACGAGCUGGUGCAGUCCCCCCGGCAUCGACGCGUCGCGGUUCUCCUUGUCGCCUCUUCCUACGUCACUUGGACGUACCAAACACACACAUUCUCCAACUCCGUGGAAACUCUGGUCGUCGCGUGGUGUUUGGUGCUUAUCGAGCGCAUAGUUGCAAGCCCUAACCAGGGCUCAGUUCUUGCAUCGACAGUUCUCGGCAUAGUCGCUGUGUUUGGCGUGUUUAAUCGAAUUACUUUUCCAGCUUUCCUUCUGAUACCCGGCAUUCGACUAUUGCCCUACUAUUGGAAGAAUAUCUUGUCUUUCGCCGUAGUCGUAGCGGCAGGACUGUGUACGACCGUAGUUGCCAUUGCACUUGACACGGCCUUUUACACACCUCACUCGAUCUCGUGGUCAGAUCUUAUACGGAACCCCGUUCUCACGCCUCUGAAUAAUCUCCUAUACAACAUCUCGCCGGACAACCUGGCUCAACAUGGUCUACAUCCGUGGUACCAGCACUUGCUGGUAAAUCUUCCACAGCUUAUCGGGCCCGCGGCUAUGCUUCUUUUCAUCCGGCCGCAUCUCUCCCUACGGCUUUAUUCGGCCAUUUCGGGGAUAUCUGUCCUCUCUAUAUUCCAUCACCAGGAAGCGAGGUUCUUACUUCCUACUAUCCCCCUAAUUUUGUCCUCCGUACGGCUACCGAAACGCGAGUCGGCCUUGCGAACCUGGACAAUAUCCUGGAUAAUCUUCAACCUUUUUUUUGGGACUUUGAUGGGCGUUUAUCAUCAAGGAGGCAUCGUGCCAGCCCAAGUCUUUAUGAGCAAGCAACCAGACGCCACUCAGUCCGUUUGGUGGAAGACGUACAUGCCGCCGAUAUGGUUACUGAAUGGCAAAAACGAAGUACUUCGCACGCGCGACCUCAUGGGUGUAGCCGGCGAGAAGCUGUUUGAGGAGCUCGAGCAACUUGCCACGUGCGAUACUCCUGCAGACAGGAGGAGCAUGGAGUACCUGAAGGAGAAAAAUGGGACGUAUCUCAUUGCCCCAGUUUCGGCAACUUGGCUGGACCCAUAUCUACUAAACAAGGGCCUGGAAGGGCUGAGGUUUCGCGAAGUGUGGCGGCACCAGCAACAUUUAAACUUGGAUGAUCUAGACUUUGCAGAGGAUGGCGUUUGGAAUACCCUGGGUCGAGUUAUUGGGAGGAGGGGUCUUGCUAUUUGGAGAGUCACGAAGAGCUGCCCUCGCCAGGGGAGAUCUUAG
This is a messenger RNA of Lasiosphaeria miniovina, 1566 nucleotides long. RefSeq names its product glycosyltransferase family 22 protein. Lineage: Eukaryota; Fungi; Ascomycota; Sordariomycetes; Sordariales; Lasiosphaeriaceae. Bases 1 to 1566 code for a protein of 521 amino acids. The record is from RefSeq and is a predicted model, not a curated record. Gene Ontology annotation, biological process: GPI anchor biosynthetic process. Gene Ontology annotation, cellular component: endoplasmic reticulum membrane. The transcript has 4 exons. Gene Ontology annotation, molecular function: alpha-1,2-mannosyltransferase activity.